AGAGAGAGAGACACAAACACACACACACACACCUGUAGAGCAUUAAUAUGACUCAGGCCCUUAUAACUAGAGAUGAUACACACCCUCGUUCUUUCACAACAUAAUCUUGUGUCUGAGGAAACACAGUAGCUUACUGGUUGACCUGCGUCUCAGGUAUCAGUACACCUUCACAGAGACAGACGGAGGAAGGAAUCCCAACGCUAACACACCUACCGACCUGACUGACUGACACUGCUAAAACCUUAAUCAGAUCAGUGAUAUCUGUUUCCAGUUGACCCCAUGACAGUCAUUGUCUCGUCAUCAUGAGAUCACACCACCUCUUCCUCCUGAUCUACCUCACAGCUCUCUGCUGCUACUGGGGAACAUCAGAUGCACAACGAAAUGAGACCUGCCAUACACAAGAACUGUGUACUCAGGCUGGUGAUCCUACCUCUAACUUCCUCCAGUGUGUGGGUCUGCCAGCUACAGACACAGGGAGAGACCACCUGCAGAACCUGAAGGACACCAUCGAUGCUGCCCUGGAUGUCUACUCCUUCAUGAGAUCCAGUCUAUCCCAGACCCCAGUGUUAGGACUAGAGCUGGGUAUCAGUGUGAACCCAGAGGCAGAAGCCUACCAAGAUGAGGACCUGAUAAAGGUGUGGAUGGAGGUGAAGCUGAAACCACUCCUCUCCAGCAUCUCCAGAGGGUUCCUAACCUGCCUCAGCAACAAGAACUUCAGCUGCAACACCUACCAGACCAUGGUGGAGGAGUUGAGUGAUCAUUUCUCAGAGAUGGAUCCGGUCAGACAGAGGUGGAUCUAUAUGUUCUUCAUGUACCCUUUCCUGUCUGGGGAGAGAGCAGCUGGAGGUGCUACACCUGUUAACUCUGGAGCAGAAGGCAGAGUUGUUGUUGCAUCCGGAGGUGGAGGGACUGGAGAAUGGAACCCUGAGUCUGGUGUUCCACACCCUGAUGACAGAGGUCCAUCCCCCCAUGGAGAACUCCACCUGGACCACACCAGGGUACCCCAACCCCAUCUACCCCCCAUCCUACACCCCCGCGUACCCACCCAGACCCACGUCGGAUGAACAAUACCCACCCCGACCCCCCUCACCCCAGGAGAGCCUUCGAGAGGUGGUGAACGGGUUCAUGGGGGUCUUCAGGCCUUUCGGAAGCUUCGUCAGGGAGUUUGUGUCGCUCACGCACAAAAAGCCCCUGUCUGAGAUCAGGAGCACCACUCUAACUCAGGUUGUGUUGAACUGGACUCUGGCCGAGCUGGCCGGGAACUACAGGUCCCAGGAAGACGAGCCAGAAGACUGGAUGGAAGACAUAUUGGACGUAGAGGACUGGUAUGACCAUGUAGUGGUGCCUGUUCUCCGCCGUGUCCUGCCUCACGACCAGACGCAC
Molecule: messenger RNA, 1383 nt
Organism: Salmo salar (Atlantic salmon)
Lineage: Eukaryota; Metazoa; Chordata; Actinopteri; Salmoniformes; Salmonidae
Source: RefSeq, a predicted model, not a curated record